CAAACGUCAGUCAAGUGACACUCCAGCAAUAUGGUCGCUAUAAAAUUAUUACUUUUCACAAUUUUAACCUACGUUUACGUGUCAAACGCUCUUAUCCCGAUUCAAACCGAGCUGACAGGACCUGAGCGAGAAGCUGCUAUCGAUAGAUUAUAUAUUAUACUGCAUGAAGUAUAUCUUGAUGAUGGUCCAGUUUACAAGGUGUUGAACGUGCGUAAGGUUUUUAAUUUAAAAUCUUCUAGUUAUUCUGAGGAUAUUUACAACACGGGUCUGGCUGUUGGAAGAGUUCCCAAGGCGUGCGUAGUCAAAAAGAGUAUCGAUACUCGAUCGCCUUCCAAACCAAUUAACAAAAUUAAGAUCUUUUGUAAUGGUAUACUGGAAUUUCAGAAGAACUAUUGAAUUAAACAAAUAUAUUUGUUAUUUUUUUUUGCCUUGUA
Drosophila nasuta is the source of this 434-nucleotide messenger RNA. RefSeq lists its product as uncharacterized. The coding region runs from base 31 to 396 and encodes 121 amino acids. Lineage: Eukaryota; Metazoa; Arthropoda; Insecta; Diptera; Drosophilidae. The record is from RefSeq and is a predicted model, not a curated record. The transcript has 2 exons.